Molecule: messenger RNA, 582 nt
Organism: Penicillium cataractarum
Lineage: Eukaryota; Fungi; Ascomycota; Eurotiomycetes; Eurotiales; Aspergillaceae
Exons: 1
Coding region: 1-582 (193 amino acids)
Source: RefSeq, a predicted model, not a curated record
AUGCCCAAAUACCGCGCAGACUUCGAAGACACCCUGCGUUACAUGGCUACACCUCUAUCACCCAUCAUCAGCAUGGAAACCGGUCGCCCACACCCUGAAUUCCCGCGAAACUACCUAGCCUUCCACCUACUCACCUCCAACCAACUCGACAGUCUGGCCCGACACUUUCACCAAGUCUGGCCCAUUCUCCCGAUGACCCUAUUCUAUCCAUUCCAGAUUCGGUCUUGGGUUGGUGCCCCGCACGAGCAUGAUGUCGAUGUCGCUACCAAGCGUCAACGGUUUGGGCAUUUCAUCGGCAUGUGGCCGUAUCUCCACCCCGUGAAUAGUGGGCUGCCGCAGGCAUACGCAGAUUCCCCAGAGGAAUUUGCUGUGCCUAUUAGUACACAUGUUGAGAACUGUGAGGUCAAUGAUGGUGAUCAACAUGACGAUGGGGGUGACGAUGUUGAGGGGAACCAACAGACGACGGACAACGCGGAGCUUCCUGAUACCGUGGAGGAGCUUCUGGCGUGGUUGGAUCGCGAGUGGGAGGCAGAACUUCGUGAAGCGCGGAAUAGAAGUGACGGUCCGUUCUGCAAGCACUGA